Molecule: messenger RNA, 675 nt
Organism: Ostertagia ostertagi
Lineage: Eukaryota; Metazoa; Nematoda; Chromadorea; Rhabditida; Trichostrongylidae
Source: the annotation of a GenBank genome assembly
AUGUACUCUGACAUAGAGAGCUUCUCUAGUGAUGAGCGAGGACAUGCGAAAAAGACAAACAAGCCGAUGAUGGAGAAAAAACGUCGCGCUCGAAUCAAUCAUUGUCUUAGCGAACUGAAAGAGAUUCUCAUCUGUGACAAGCAUGCGUCAGCCGGUCACGCCAAAUGGGAAAAAGCUGACAUACUUGAAAUGACGGUUGACUACAUCAAGAAACUAAGAACACUGAGAGGUCACACACCAACAUUCAACGUCACUGUCGCAUUGGAGGACACUUUGUCACAUGGUGUCAAGGAGUGCGACUCAACGCCUACGUCGGCCGUGCCGUCACCAUCCAGCGCCGAGUCCACUUCUGACGGGCCAACGACUGCGAAACGACGGCGGACAGCUCCUGCCCUUACGCCGCCCAUCUCGGAAGAACCACGACCUUUUGCGCCAGCGCCGGCGCCAUCAACACCGAACAGUCUUGCCAGCUUGCCUCCCACAAGAAUACCUCCCACCGUAAUGACGUCAAAUCUUCGGCCACCGCCACCCAAUUUCAACUUCAUGGCUCAGCACCUGUUGGCUUUGCAAUAUCAGCAAAACCUGAAAAUGGCUGCCAUCGCGCCAGGAAUGGUCCCAACAAUCACAUCUGUGCACCCGUUUGCGGCCAUGACGGCUAUUCCGUGGAGAACUAUG